AUACGGUUGGAGUAAGCGAAAGCACUAGGCAAGUCAGAAAAGUCUGAAUAACGAUGAAUCGCACUUGGACGUACGUGAUACGGCGAUAUAUAAAUGUCAAAGAUUGACUCGAUAUACAUACUUACCCUUACUCAACUCAAUCCUGAACAUUUCUUCUCCUCUCAAUGACUACAGAGCUUCCAACAUACUCGAAACAAACAUACCUACCUAUGACUGAAUCGUCACGAGGACACCUCCUCACUGAUAACCAGAGCUUGCAAAAGCUCGGGUUAGACAGCUCUGAACCUGCGAGCUGGGAAGACGGCCUACGCAGUCCUGGUGCCGAAAGUGGAGAGUGGGAGUGGUGGUACGCCGACGCACAUCUUCAAGAUGGAUGGUUCCUCCAGGUGGCCUCCUUCUACAUAACAGAAGGAGACGGUCCCAAGACGGGAAUCAUUGAUCUGAACAUCGCCAAGGACGGCAAGAAACUUUGUGACUUGCAUAAGCGCAUUGGCAGCCUCCCUGCCGAAAUUGUCGUGGCAAAAGGUCAUUGUGAUCUGCAGUAUCGUAAGAGUUACUUCCGCAGUGUCAAUGGGCUGGGUGAGUAUCACAUCUUUGUCGACCCCGAUGAGAUGGAAGGAUUCGGUUUCGACGUGGUGGUCAAGAGAACUACUCCAUCGUAUCGUCCGGGCUCAGGCCGAUGGGACGUUGAGGGUUGCCACUUCUCAUGGUUCGUAGCUGUUCCUGGCGGCCAAAUGACCGGAGAGGUCACUGUCAACAACACCAAGACCAAGGUUGAAGGCAAUGCCUACCAUGAUCACAACUGGGGCAACGUCCCGAUGGAGACGAUCCUGGAUAACUGGCUCUGGGGACGCGCUGAUGUGGGUGGGCUGUCUAUAGUUUCCGCCUCAGUGCGAUUCCGCCAAGACUGUGGUGGUCGUGAGGUCCCUCUACUCUUCGUCGUCCGCGGGAACGAGGUCCUUGUGGAUGUGAGCGACGACCAACUUGUGUGCUUGGAGGGAGUCAAGAUCGCACAGCCAGAUACAGGCAAGCCGACCAGCUCUGAUUGUAUUUACCUGGUCAAGACAACGGGUGACAACCUUGCGCAGGUUCGCUUUGACGGACAGGAGAAGGUGAUCGCGUCUUUCCCUUACCCAACUACGAGUCAGGAGUGGGAGACGUGGUAUACAAGGUAUGCUGGGUUGGUAACGAUCAAUAUCACAGAUGGAGACAAGCGGGUAUAUGUCUCUGAUCAUGGCAGCUUGGAGGUGAUGGACUUCUUCGGCCGAAGGAAGGUAUGAAGGGGAUCAUGGGCAGGAUCUUGUUUCAUCAUCAUCAUCAAAACCAGUGUUGAUGAGUUUACGACAUUGCAGAUCUAGAUAUGACUAAGGACUUAGGAACAACACAUCUCAUCUCUUUAUAUUUAACUAUGGGCUUUCAGGCUGACAGUGAAAGCUUGUGGCAUGGCCAACUCUUUUUUACUUUCCAUUUCUAUGGUACAGCUGCUCUGCACGCAAGCUAUACUAUUAUACAUACAUUUAGCUCCUGUCUACACAUCAAAAUCUUUUUCGGGCACGGCUACAAUUGAAGCUUACAAAAUUGCACCUUUAUUCGCCGAGACCAACAGUUAUAGCCACGGCUCGGCUCGGCCGCGAGUCCGGCAGCCAAUUCCGAUUCCGAGGCUUGAUAAUGUCAGAUCUCUAAUCUUCUCAUACAACAGGGAAACACUUCAGCGAAGAGUAUUGG
Messenger RNA from Fusarium odoratissimum NRRL 54006, 1725 nucleotides. RefSeq lists its product as uncharacterized. The coding region runs from base 165 to 1280 and encodes 371 amino acids. The record is from RefSeq and is a predicted model, not a curated record. The transcript has a single exon. NCBI's taxonomy places the organism in Eukaryota, Fungi, Ascomycota, Sordariomycetes, Hypocreales, Nectriaceae.